AAAAAGAUAUGUUGGAUGUAGAUGAUAAUGAAGAUAGUGAAGGUAAUCGUUCAACAGACCAAAGCAUUAUCCCUUUAGAAAAAGAAUCACGUAAAAGACCUAAUAAAAAUAUCUCUGAAAAUAAAUUAUUUAAUAAGAAAGUAAAGACUAAAGACAGAAAUGUAUCUAUGUUAAAAAAACUUAUUGAGAAGCUGAAAUCGCCAAGUUCUUCAACAAGUAGUACCACUUCUCAGGCUGAAUCUAUCACAAGCCCAAGUAAUUUUUUUGAUUUAUACAGUGCAAUUGUUAAGGCUGAAGAACGAAUUGAAAAUGUGAAUCAAGAAAUUAUUAUAUGCUAUUUUGCUUUUAGAAAAAAGCUUAAGAAAAGGUUAGCCGAGUAUAUGAAAGAUAAUAAAGAGCGUAGAUCUCAGAGAAAACUUUAUAAAGAA
Molecule: messenger RNA, 428 nt
Organism: Racocetra persica
Lineage: Eukaryota; Fungi; Glomeromycota; Glomeromycetes; Diversisporales; Gigasporaceae
Source: the annotation of a GenBank genome assembly